Chelonus insularis is the source of this 1373-nucleotide messenger RNA. RefSeq names its product ras-like protein family member 10B. The coding region runs from base 262 to 1059 and encodes 265 amino acids. Lineage: Eukaryota; Metazoa; Arthropoda; Insecta; Hymenoptera; Braconidae. The transcript is spliced from 5 exons. Gene Ontology annotation, molecular function: GTP binding; GTPase activity. The record is from RefSeq and is a predicted model, not a curated record.
AUAUCAAAGGAAAGCGUUAAGCUGCGAAGGAUCACGUAAAAGGACGAAGGAUACAUUGUGGAGGGGAGGAUAAGGAAUGACAUCUGUAUUUCAUAUUCUCUAGGGUCAGUUGACCUGUGAAUGUCGCACGCGCAUAUUCCAAAAGGAAGUAGGAUGUUAUCAUAAAAUUAAUUCAAACUUUCAAAGCUAAUAAUGAAAUUUUCAUCACGUUGUUUCAUUAAUCUUAAAAACUUUUUUAAAUAAAAACUUCUUUAUUGUCACAUGGACAACACGAGUGAAAGUCGGCUCUUAUUACCGAUUACAGGAGUUAACAAUUACAAACAUUAUUUAGAUCUCGAUUUAGAUUACUUAGAAAGACGCGCCGGUGAUCCAAUAGGGGUUGAAAAUGUCGACAAUAGUUCAAAGGAAGAAGAGAGCCCAGCCGAUAGUCUCGAUCGCGUUAAAGUGAUUUUUCUUGGCGCGCCAGGAGUCGGAAAGUCUAGCAUUAUUCGACAAUUUGUUUGGAGUGAGUUCUACGAAGAAUAUCGUCCAACAGAAAGAAGAGAAACAUUUUAUCCUAGUGUCGUUCACGCGGAUCGUCUUUAUGAACUUAAAAUAACGGAUUUACCAACAAUCCCAUAUUUUCCGGUUAGCACACACUUGGAGUGGACAGAUUUUCGAUAUUAUGGGCUUAGAAGUGCUACCGCUUAUGUUCUCGUCUUCGAUCUUAGUAACCAAGAUACAUUUCAGUACAUAAGGACUCUCAGAGAACAAAUUUACGAAGCAAGAGACAUGAGAGGAGUUCCAUUGUUGGUAGUUGGAAAUAAGCAAGACAAAUUGUCAGGCGUCGUUGCGUCAGGUACCAGAUACCGAGAUAUUGUCAACCUUGUAAGAAAACACUGGCGAUGCAGCUAUGUUGAAUGCAGUGCAAGAUUUAACUGUCGAGUUGUUCAGGUCUUUCGUGAACUGAUGAAGAGUAUUCAGGCUGUAGAAGGCACUUCCACUCCGACCCCAGCAGCAUCUCACCAGCCUCUUCGGUCUCAUUCUCAUGAAUCACGUGACAAGUGUGUACUUCUUUGACAGCAAAAGACGUCUUGUCCAGACAAUGAUGUCAAGACGAAAGAAAAGAAGACACUGAAAAAUUUCAAAUGUCAAAUAAAAAGAGUCUGAUGUGGACACAAUAGUGUUUUUCUUCUCUAUUGGUAUAGAAACGAUGACAAUUUUUGUUUAUUUUUUUCUUUUUAUUAUAAUUAUAAUAGAAAUGUGCCAAUGGGAUUAUCCCAGCUCAAGCAAUAGCUUACAUUUACUAAAUAUAUUUUCAUAUACUUGUUAUAAAAAUCUUCGAUUAUUGGAUAUUAUUUACAACUAACGAUGGUUAAACACAAAAUAAUAAU